Molecule: messenger RNA, 1366 nt
Organism: Phacochoerus africanus (Common warthog)
Lineage: Eukaryota; Metazoa; Chordata; Mammalia; Artiodactyla; Suidae
Product: retinoic acid early transcript 1E-like
Exons: 6
Coding region: 157-1053 (298 amino acids)
Biological process (GO): positive regulation of T cell mediated cytotoxicity; antigen processing and presentation of endogenous peptide antigen via MHC class I via ER pathway, TAP-independent; immune response
Cellular component (GO): external side of plasma membrane
Source: RefSeq, a predicted model, not a curated record
AAAACUUCCCUGGUCUAAUUGUUUUUUUACAUUGUUUUACAAUAAUAGGGCUUCCUCAGGCUUGGACAAAAGACUUUGGAAGGUACUCUGUGGUGGAAGUGUAGACACAGCCCAGGCUCCUUUUUUCUGGCUAGUCUCCUAAGACUGCUGGGGGGAAUGUCACUGACUCACACUACAGGUCUACUCUUGCUGACACUGCUGCUGCUGCUAAAACCCGGGAAGACUCUGCGCUAUGCUCACUCGCUCUGCCUCGACUUCGCGGUCACAUCUCAGUCCAGACACGGACAGCCCUGGUGUGAAGUCCAGGGCUCAGUGGACACAAAGCCUCUCCUCAAGUAUGACAGUGACAGCAACCAGGUCACAGCUUCGGGCCCCCUGGGGGAGGAGGUAAAUGGCACCAAAGCAUGGAGCGACUUGACUGGAACCCUGGGAAGAGUGGGCCGAGAGCUCAGGAUGGUCCUGCCUGUCAUCCAGCUGGGGACAGAGGAGACCACGGGUCCUCCCCGGCUGCAGGCCAAGCUGUGCUGUCAGCUUGAAGCAGAGCGAGGCACCGCUGCCUCCUGGCACUUCAGCUUCGAUGGGCAGACGGCCCUCCUCCUUGACGCCAUGGACGUGAACUGGACAGUCGUGAAUCCCGGAACCACAGGGAUCAAGGAGCAGUGGCCGAAAAAACAGGACCUGGCAGAGGAUUUCAGGAAGCUCGCAGUGGGAGACUGUGGUCACUGGCUGAGGGAAUUCCUAGGACACUGGGAGAAUGUUCCGGAGCAGGAGCCCACAGAACCACCGCUGGAGCCCUCAGAUAACCAGCAGUUACCAGCCGGGAUCAUCCCCCCUCAGGCCUACCUGUCAUUGUCGUCCUCGUCCUCGUCGUCAUUGUCCUCAUCAUUGUCCUCGUCAUCAGGAGAUGUGAUAGGAGAUCAGGUACCCCGGCAACUGUUCCAUCAUCUGGUGUUUCUUCUCUGGACCAACCCGUGGUGGCAGAGACUCAGCUUUGAGGACAGGCUGGCUGCUGCAUUAUUUUCUACUCAGAGGUCCGGAAUUGUGUUCCUCUGAACGUACAAGGCCUUUACAGAGAUUCAUAAGUUUGGAGUUCCAUCUUGGUUCAGCAGAAACAAAUCUCACUAGUAUUCAUGAGGACGCAAGGUUGAUCCCUGGCCUCACUCAGUGGGUUAAGAAUCUUGCGUUGCCAUGGGAGGAAUAUAAACACAAAAAUUCUUAACAAAAUUUUCUCAUACUGAAUCCAACACAUAAAGAAGAUCAUACCCCAUGACCAAGUGGGAUUCAUCCCAAGUUCGCAAGCAUGGAUUGGCAUACCAAAAUCAAUCAGUGUAAUACACCACAUGAACAAAGAAAAGUAAUAAAACCA